Molecule: messenger RNA, 633 nt
Organism: Humulus lupulus (European hop)
Lineage: Eukaryota; Viridiplantae; Streptophyta; Magnoliopsida; Rosales; Cannabaceae
Exons: 2
Coding region: 1-633 (210 amino acids)
Source: RefSeq, a predicted model, not a curated record
AUGACUUCAAUUCGAACUUCUUCAUACACAAUUGAAGAAGAUGUGCACUUGUGUCAUGUGUAUCUUGACAUUUCUCAAAAUCCAAUCAUAGGAAUUAACCAAUCCAGAGAUCAGAUGUGGGCAAGAGUUGAAUUAGCAUAUCACUCUGGACAGUUUAAUUGUGAGAAAUUUACAAAUGACAACACCAAUUCACCAGCUAGAUUCCAACAACAAGGUCGUAGUUUCAAUUCCCUCCAAUCUCGUUCUUCUGGCUUCAAAUCGCCGACAUCGGCACCCACUGGUAUGAGUUCAUUUGAUCUUAAUAUGAAUGAAGAGGAAGUUCCUAUUAAUUUAUCUAAAAGACCUAUCGGUGUGAAAAAAGCAAAAGGAAAACAAAAAAGUGAUGAACAAUUUAAGAAAUUAAUGUAUCAAAGUAAAAAACUUGUUAACGUUAUAGAAAAUGGUAACUUUGAAAGAAAUGAACUUUUGAGACAAAAGGUUGAUGUGGCUAGAAUGAGUGAAGAGAAUAAAAUUUUAUUUACGGAUUUGAAUUCUAUAUCUGAUCCAGAGUUUCGCCAAUUUAUUCAAAGCGAAAAGAGAAACAUUUACAGAUCAAGAGCACAAACAUCCGAACAUGUAGAACAAGGAGAAUGA